AUGUCUCACCAGUUCAAUCAAGUUGAAGCCGUUGCAGAGUCCGGUGACAUCGUUGACCCCCGUUGGGAGGAGUUCCGCCUGGAGAGGAAAAUAUACCAGGAGGACUUGAGCGACCUGCGGACUGACAAUGAGGCCCUGAAACUGAAGAACAUGGGUCUUGAAUUAGUGAAAGACCAGACGACCCAGCAUUUGAACGGCGCCAUACAAACUGGAUUCGUCCUACACUGCCAGCUGUCAGAGAACCGACUCAAGUUGGCCUCUUGUCAGAAAGAACUCCUCCACCAGAACUUCUGCAUUUCGGUGCUUACAUUGACGAGUGUCUUUCUGUAUCUUUCCCGAAAGGAGGCUAUGAAUCUCAUCACUGAUUUGAACCACGAAAUCGGCGACUUGCGCAGUCAAAUCUCCCAGUAUGAACAAGUCUUGGGAACGGGUGAACGUCCUACUUCUCAUAAUCAGUUGGAUUCCACCUAA
Molecule: messenger RNA, 471 nt
Organism: Mycena indigotica
Lineage: Eukaryota; Fungi; Basidiomycota; Agaricomycetes; Agaricales; Mycenaceae
Exons: 3
Coding region: 1-471 (156 amino acids)
Source: RefSeq, a predicted model, not a curated record